AUGAAGUCCCUUGGCACCUUCUUUGGAAUUGGAGACAACACCUCCUCCCGCCUUCUCGCCCGGUUCAACAUCCAUCCCACUUGCCGCGUCGGCGAGCUCGCCAACAAGCAGGUUCUCGAUUUGACCGCCGUGCUUUCGGAUAUGAAGAUUGAGAACGAUUUGCGCCGAGAGGUGCUCAAUGAUAUUAAGCGCUUGAAGGAGACCGGAACCUACCGUGGCCGUCGACAUGCGCUUGGUUUGCCCGUGCGAGGACAGCGAACACGCACACAGAUUAAAACCCCUGUCAAGUUGAACCGUAUGGAGCGCCGUCUAUAA
This is a messenger RNA of Penicillium verhagenii, 315 nucleotides long. Its product is annotated as mitochondrial 37S ribosomal protein uS13m. Gene Ontology annotation, cellular component: mitochondrion; ribosome; small ribosomal subunit. Gene Ontology annotation, molecular function: RNA binding; structural constituent of ribosome. The coding region runs from base 1 to 315 and encodes 104 amino acids. The record is from RefSeq and is a predicted model, not a curated record. The transcript has 3 exons. Gene Ontology annotation, biological process: translation. NCBI's taxonomy places the organism in Eukaryota, Fungi, Ascomycota, Eurotiomycetes, Eurotiales, Aspergillaceae.